Molecule: messenger RNA, 1254 nt
Organism: Lolium rigidum
Lineage: Eukaryota; Viridiplantae; Streptophyta; Magnoliopsida; Poales; Poaceae
Product: beclin-1-like protein
Exons: 8
Coding region: 142-1254 (370 amino acids)
Biological process (GO): autophagy; autophagosome assembly; cellular response to nitrogen starvation
Cellular component (GO): phosphatidylinositol 3-kinase complex, class III, type I; phagophore assembly site; phosphatidylinositol 3-kinase complex, class III, type II
Source: RefSeq, a predicted model, not a curated record
CGCCCCGGUGCCCGGCCGAAACCCUAGCCUCGGCGACGUCCAGUCUUCCCCGACGCCUCACGCCGGGGGAGAGUUAGCAGCAGGCGACGAGACCGUCAGGUGCGACAACGUCCAGAGCUAAGUCCGAGAGUCUGCUGCAACAUGAAGCCCAAGGUUGCCGCAGCUGGCGGUGGCGAGAAGGGCCGCACCGUGGACCCAUCGCUGCCGCGGUUCAAGUGCCAGGAGUGCCACCGGGCGCUCGUGGUCGUCGGUGUGGAGUCCUUCCCUGAUAGGCUGCCCGCUCACACCAACUCAGGUAUGCAUGCAUCCUCUGUCCAGGGCAGUAUCAUGGGGGCGAGCAGGAUGGACAGUUCUUACGUCGUGCUAUCCAAGCAGAACAAAUCUCAAAGCCCUGGAAUUCCCCCACGCCCACCAACUGCAGCAGCAGCCCGGCAUGUCGAACCUAACCAAUCAACAAGAGCAAUAGAGGGGUCAUAUAUAAUGCUUCCACCUGCUGCUGCUUCCAUAUACAAGACAUCUGCCUCUGAAGGAGGUGGUGCACAUCUGCCACCUCCAAGUCCUAACUCCACUAGCCCUUCGCCAGGAAACAAUUCUGGAUUUCACUCUAGUGUGACUGUAUUAAAGCGGGCAUUUGAGAUUGCUAGUUCACAAACUCAGGUUGAGCAGCCACUCUGUCUGGAAUGUAUGAGGGUGCUUUCUGAUAAGAUGGAUAAGGAGAUUGAGGAUGUAAAUACUGACAUUAAAGCUUAUGAUGUGUGUCUUCAACGUUUGGAGCAAGAAUCCUACAACAUACUUAGCGAAACUGAUUUCAACAAGGAGAAACAAAAGAUAGAGGAAGAAGAGAAGAAACUAAAAGCUGCUAUUGAAGAGGCUGAAAAGCAGUAUUCAGAAGUUACUUCUGAGAUGAAGAAACUGGAAAUGAAGUCUAAAGAAUUUGAAGAACUAGAAGAGCGGUAUUGGCAUGAAUUCAACAGUUUCCAGUUUCAGCUGACAUCUCACCAGGAAGAGAGAGAUGCAGUUUUGGCAAAGAUAGAAGUUUCACAGGUUCACCUGGAACUGUUAAAGCGCACAAACGUUCUCAAUGAUGCAUUCUACAUUUCACAUGAUGGAGUGAUCGGAACAAUAAACAACUUCCGUCUCGGUCGUCUCCCUAAUGUACAGGUUGAGUGGGAUGAAAUAAAUGCUGCUUGGGGCCAGGCUGCUCUUCUGUUGCAUACCAUGGCUCAGUACUUCCCAAAAUUUAAGUAUCCUUGA